Molecule: messenger RNA, 2993 nt
Organism: Camelina sativa (false flax)
Lineage: Eukaryota; Viridiplantae; Streptophyta; Magnoliopsida; Brassicales; Brassicaceae
Source: RefSeq, a predicted model, not a curated record
AUGAUUUUUAAGAAAAACAAAAAAAGAUACAUUUAUCCAUUAUUGGAUUCCAAUUAGGAUUCCUCCUGUUUUCUAAAAUCCUAAACCAACACAACUUUGUUAGAUAUAUAUAUCGACCACCUCAGGUCUUGUUUUGUCUACGAUCUAUAAUCUCUCUACCGUGGAGCUAACAAACAAGGAUACCUAGCAAGAGCUUUGUUUUUCACUCAAGAGGAUUAAAGAUGCAAGCAAGGAAACCUAUAUUCGCAAUCUAUGCGAUUUCUGUACUCGUGUUGUAUCUUCUCUUCAUUGAAUCUCCAAAAUCUGUUGUUCCUGACAACAACUCACCGUUCAAACGAGGCUUGCCUCUCUCCAGAACCGAUGACCCCGUUACCAUGAGUAGUAGUAUUGUUACAAUUGCGGACUGCUCGGACCAUUACGAUGCUGAAGACUUAGGUACCACAGUUGUAGACUCCGAUCAUAAUGAGAAGGAAGGCAUAGGUACCAUAUUUGUGGACUCGGACCAUGACGAAACGGACGAGUUAGGUACCAUAGUUGUGGACUCGGACCAUGACGAAACGGACGAGUUAGGUACCACAGCUGUGACAGACCAUAACGAGAAGGAAGACAUAGGUACCACAGUUGUGGACUCAGACCAUAACGAGAAGGAAGGCAUACGUACCACAGUUGUGACAGACCAUAACGAGAAGGAAGAAUUGGGUACCACAGUUGUAGACUCCGCGCAUAACGAGAAGGAAGACUUAGGUUACACAGUUGUGGACUCGGACAAUAACGAAAAGGAAGAGAUAGGUACCACAGUUGUUGACUCAGACCAUUGCGAAAAAGAAGGGUUAGGUACCACAGUUGUGGCAGACCAUAACGAGAAGGAAGACAUAGGUACCACAGUUGUGGACUCAGACCAUAACGAAGCAGAGGACUUAGGUACAACAGUUGUAGACUCCGACCAUAACGAGAAGGAAGACAUAGGUACCACAGUUGUGGACUCAGACCAUAACGAGAAGGAAGACUUAGGUACCACAGUUGUGACAGACCAUAACGAGAAGGAAGACUUAGGUACCACAGUUGUAAACUCAGAACAUAACGAAGAGGACGAGUUAGAUCCUUUGGUACCUCCUCGUAAAGCUGGCAAGAAAGAGAGAAUUGAAUGGUUCAGAAGAAAGCUACCUGAGCUGGAGAUACUGAAAUCGACUAGCAAGAGCAAGAGAUUCCAUUCAAGAGUUUUGGAUCUGCACAAGAAUAAUUGCUCUGCUCAGUUCUUUAUGGUUUGGCUUUCUCCUGCAAAAACCUUUGGACCAAGAGAGAUGUUAGCUGUUGACACUCUCUUCACCACCAAUCCUGGCGCAUGCUUGGCGAUUUUGUCCAACUCCUUAGACUCCCCUAGAGGAUACACCAUCCUUAAACCAUUGUUUGAUCGAGGCUUCAACCUUAUUGCUGUAACCAUAGAUAUCCCGUUCCUCGUCAAGAACACUCCUGCUGAAGCUUGGCUGAAAAGACUAAAGAGUGGCCGCAUGGAUCCUGGUUCUAUCCCCUUGUUCAUGAAUCUCUCUGACCUAACAAGACUGGCGGUGCUCUACAAAUACGGAGGAGUAUAUCUAGACACAGACAUCAUCUUCCUUGAUGAUAUAACAAGAUUGAGAAACGCUAUUGGAGCACAGAGCAUGGAUCCGAAGACAAAGACAUGGUCAAGACUAAACAAUGCAGUGAUGGUCUUUGACAUCUACCAUCUGCUUAUGCGAGAAUUCUUACACGAGUAUUCCACAACUUUCGACGGAAACAUAUGGGGACACAACAGCCCUUACCUAGUCUCUAGAGUCAUCACAAGAUUAGGAAACAAACCUGGAUACAACUUCACAAUCUUUCCACCAGAUGCUUUCUAUCCAGUGAAUUGGAUCAACAUACCAAAGCUUUUCAAGAAACCUGCAACCAGAAGAGAAGCACAAUGGGUAAAGAAGACGGUACAGGACAUGAGCAAAGGGAGUUACAUGAUACAUCUAUGGAACAAAGUGACAAGGAAGAUUAAGAUUGAAGAAGGAAGCGUCAUGUACAAUCUCAUCUCCACUCACUGCACAGUCUGCAGAAACAUCAAAAACUCUCAUAUACUGUCUAAACAGACACAAGGGUUCUAGACUCAACUCACUGCACAGUCUACAGAAUCAUCACAAAUUUUCAUACUUUCUAAACAGUUACAAGGGUUCUCGUUUUUCAAAGAAGCCUCAUGUACAGUCUCGUCUCUACUCAUUGCACAGUCUACAGAAGCAUCACAAAGUCUCAUACUUUUCUAAGCAGAUACAAGGUUUCUCGUUUUUCAAGGAAGCCUCAUGUACAUUCUCGUCUCCACUCACUGCACAGUUUACAGAAGCAUCACAGAUUCUCAUACUUUCUAAACAGAUACAAGGAUUUCUCGUAUCAAGUCACUGCACAGUCUGAAGAAACAUCACAAAUUGGAUUGUUGUUCUUCUUUUUUUUUUUUUUUAAGGGUUUUUGGUGUUCAUAUUUUGCAUUACUUUUUCUCUUUGUAAAUGACUCAAAUCAGAUAAAAACUGAUUCACAAAGAAGCAAACUUUCAUAGAAAGGAGAUGUUUCAAGUUUCAACAAGAACAAGCAUCAGAACUAAAAUCAAACUAAAAUUUACAGUGAGAGACAAGAAGCGAUAAAUCCCAAAUUUUACUAAUUAGAGAAGAAAGAAAGUGAAAACCGUGAAGAAGAUAAUGCGAAGAUGAAUCGCGGAGGAGCUCCGAGUAUAAGCGACGCCAUCACCGUGUUCAUGAUAUCGAAUGUGUUGUGUGUGUAAUGGGGGAAUGUUCAAAAUCACACAUUUCAAAGCCUCAUAACAUUCAAGUUCAUCUUUAAAUCAUACACGAUGGGUCGGAAUGGAUGAUACUGUCAUUGAUUCUGAAGUACGGUGGACGAGCGGCGCCGGAGAUGAUUGUGCGGUUUCUUUGACGCCGGAGAUUAAUUGAUUCGCCGCCAUAGUUGCGGAGGAGAAAAGUCUA